This is a messenger RNA of Pelecanus crispus (Dalmatian pelican), 4355 nucleotides long. Lineage: Eukaryota; Metazoa; Chordata; Aves; Pelecaniformes; Pelecanidae. The record is from RefSeq and is a predicted model, not a curated record.
AAUAUGAGCUUGCAGCUUCCAGGAAAUACUGCUCUUUAAUCAGGUGCUCCAGCUUUAAGAAACGAAGUAGAUCUCAAAGAUACAAGACAGAUGGGAAAGAGGGAACUUCCAGUCCAUCAUUAGAAAGUACAAGUAGCGAGCUAAGCACCAGUACCUCAGAGGGAAGUACCAGUAAUGUGUCUGGCUCGAGUGAUUUGGAAAGCAGGGUGAGACCACAUCAGCAAAACCCCCUCAUUCCUAUGAUGCUUUCCCCACCAGAAUCGCUGUUAGUUUCUUGUGUUUUGAGGGGAAACUUCGUAGAAGCCCAUCAGGUGGCUUUGAUGUUUAAUCUGGAUACUUCACCUUGCUAUGGUGAACUGGUUUUCAUGGAGCGCUACCAAGAGGCGGUACGAGAAAUGGCAAGAGUGGAGCACAAUAUUGAGAAUCAAGCAUCAGAUGGCGCUGGAGGCAUCAGGAAAUCUGGCAGUGGCCGUUCGACACUGCAAGCUAUUGGGAAUGCCGCAGCAGCUGGAAUGGUAUUUUAUUCCAUCUCGGAUGUGACUGAUAAAUUGCUUGCGACUUCUGGAAGUCUUGCCCCUACUCUCCAAGAAAACUUCUGGAUCAGCAACAUCCAGCUGGAGCAUACUGAUCCUCUGCGGGAAGUCCUUGAGGACCUUAGUCCUUCAGCAAUGGCAGCAUUUGACCUAGCUUGUACUCAGUGCCAUCUUUGGAAGACAUGCAAACAGCUUUUGGAAACAGCAGAAAGACGACUGCACAACAGCCUUGAAAGUCGGGGCCACCGACCUGACUUUGUUUUACUGCACUCUGAAGGUGUAAAGGGUUUCCCAGCAGUUCUCCAGCAAAUAAGUAAAAUUCUCAACUAUUCCUGCACAUCACAAGCGCAAUCCAAGCCAGAGGUCUCAGAUGAGAAAACAGGGAGUCAUUUUCGAUGCAGUAUUGUAGACCUUCUGCAAGCUUGCUACCCUGCCUUGACUGAAGAAAGUAUUACUAAUGAAAUUGUUUUGUCACAAAAUCUGGAUCAAAUCCUAAAAGCACUGACAUGUGUUGAACAUUCUGUGGACUCUAAAGGGAACCUGCUUGGCACCUUGGUGGAGCAGGCCUCUCUCAAACCUGUGGAGCUGGAGAAGCACCUGGUUUGGAGUCAAAUGCAGCUCCUACUAAGAACUCUUGACCAGCAUGUCCAGACCAUGCCAGAGAGCAACAUGCAGAUAAACUUUGUGAAGGCCUUCUUUGACUACAUCACUACACUGGCUGCUGUUGUGUUACGAAGCCUGAAUGCAGAGCUAGAUACAUCUGCAGAAGUGAAAGUGGGGAACCCUUUCAUACUGUUACAGCAGAGUCCAUCUCAGCUGCUCUCACAGCUGGUGUUUGAGAGACAGGUUCAUCCUGACAGGCUUUCUUCUCUCUUGGCUAAAGAAGAGUUGAACUUGAAUGUGCAGCAAGUUAUUGUUAACUGUUGCUGUGAACCACUGUGCUUGUGCAGUGCAAGGCAAAUCAGCCAGGCAAAGUCUCUUCUGACACACAUCAGCAACUUAGCACACCAGUGUGCCUACCACUGCCUGCCAGAUGUUGAAAUACCUAUUCACAGUUCUGCAGUGACCUCUGAGGAUAUCUCCACUCAGGCCCCAUCCUCUGUGAAUGACUUGAGCCAGCACACACUCACUGCCUCCUCCCUGGACUUCCUAAAGUCUCAGUCGAAGCUAGUGGCCACAGUGGCAUGUCUAAGUGCAUCUAAUAUACAGAAGAUCCCCAAAUCGAGUUUAUCUUGGAUGGAAUUUCGGGGCAAACGGGAGGUGCCCUUAGGUUCAGAACAGAUUUCCAGGGAGGGUGAGGCAUUGUUGAAGGAGUUCCCAAUAUUGGAACGAUUUCUUCUUGCUAUGUUUGAGCCACUUCAGAAUCGGCGAGAGGAAGGUAGCAGUUUGGCUACUGUUUUCUCUGGCAAGACAUACAUAUCUCUGGUUCUCCUGGGAUUGCAUUCCACUGCAGCUGUUAAGGUAUUAAUGGGAGUCUUUGAACAAGCUCUUGCUGCAAAGGAUUGGGACAGAGCUCUGAAAGUCUUGGAUCUGUACAGUCAGGAUGUGGAUGAGCUGGUCAAUGUGAAGGAUGCUGUGCUGAGCUGUGCGGCUGCUGAAGAUAAGGAUGGUUGGCAAUACUUGUUCCCAGUAAAAAAUGCAACAUUGAGAAGUAGGCUGGCCCUGCGCUGUCUGGACAAAUGGCCCCUUGAUGCCUGUUUGGAAAUCCUAGCUUAUUGCAUUUCUGAUUUGGGCAUAACUGACGAACUAAAAGCCAGUCUGCAGAGCAGGAAGAAAGAACUUCAGGUUUAUCAACAGAUUUUGAAUGUGCAAAAUGAACCAUUGUGGAAUGACUGGCAGGAUCUGAAAAAAACCUGCACUGAUGACCCCCAGGCCGUCAUGAAUAUAAUUCUGAAAGCAAAGGAUUAUGAGUUGUGUGAGGAAUGGGGGCACUUAUAUCCUGUCCCUAGAGAAGACUUGAUCAACCUUCACCGUGAGCACCUUCUCCACUUACUGGAGGUGGGAGACAUGGAAAAAGCAUUGCAGCUUUUACAAAGAAUUGAAGACCCUGGUAUUUGCCUUGCCAUCAGUGAACAGUCCCUUGACCAGCAUCCGAACUUGGCAGCCUCUCACUUCUUGGCUGAUUACCUCACAACUCACUUCUACGCGAAUCUGACAACAGCACGCCGUAGUGAAAUCCAGGCACUCUAUAUGGGAUCAAAGGUGCUGCUGACUCUGCCUGAGCUCUCCCGUGUUAACUACUUCCACCUCUCCUCCAGGCCACUGCUCAUGCUGGAACAGCUCCUCAUGAAUAUGAAGGUGGACUGGGUAGCUGUCACUGUGCAGACACUGCACCAACUCUUAGCUGGACAGGAAAUUGGUUUUACUGUAGAAGACAUUGACGAUUUGCUCUCCAAGUAUGCAGAAAAAGCUCUCAAAUUCCCUUUCACAUUAAAAGAAAAGAGAUCAGAUUCUCUGAUACGUAUCCAAGAAAGUCUCAGUCAGGUAUUGGAGUGUGAAGUACUGUCUAAAUCGGGAUCAUCUGAACUAUCUCCUGUCAGCUUUACUGGUGUCACCCUAUCUGCAAGUUCCAGAGACAGAAGUCUGCAGCAGAAUUUGUUUCCUCAAGAAUUUGUGCCUCCCGAGAAGCCACCACCAAAGCAGCAAUGGAUACCUGAUGACACUGAAACGAUAUGUAUGGUUUGCAAAACUGAACGGUUUACUAUGUUUAACAGGCGCCAUCACUGCAGGCGCUGUGGCAGGCUGGUGUGCAGCACUUGCUCCACCAAGAAAAUGGCAGUAGAAGCUUGCAGAGAAAAUCUGUCUCGUGUAUGUGAUCAGUGCUAUAGCUACUGCAACAGAGAACAUCUGCCUGACUUGGUACAAGACACAAGCAUCAGAAAAGAAGAUCAGGACCAAGUGGAAGAAACUUCUAAUAAUGAAUAUUCCACAGUGGUGCGGAUACCCAAGGCAACUGAGCUUGAAUGGAUUUUUUCCUUGAAUGAAGAGGAGAAUGAACUUGUACGCAGUGAAUUUUAUUACGAACAGGCUCCCAGCUCUUCCUUGUGUAUUGCCAUUCUUAGCCUGCACAGUGACAGCAUAGUGUGUGGCCACCAACUGAUCGAGCACUGCUGCAAGUUGUCCCAAGGGCUCACUAAUCCUGAGGUGGAUGCCGGUCUCCUUAUGGACAUCAUGAAGCAAUUGCUCUUCAGUGCCAAAAUGAUGUUUGUAAAAGCUGGAAGGAGCCAGGAUCUAGCUCUCUGUGACAGCUACAUCAGCAAAGUGGAUGUGUUGAAUAUUUUGGUUGCCGCUGCCUACCGUCCAAUACCAUCUUUGGAUCAGAUUCUUCUCCCUGCAGCAGUAACGAGAUUAAGAAAUCGGCUUCUGGAAGCAGAGUACUAUCAACUAGCUAUAGAGGUUUCUACAAAAUCUGGGUUGGAUCCAGGUGGAGCAUGGCAUGCCUGGGGCAUGGCUUGCCUUAAAGCUGGAAAUUUAAGUUCAGCAAGAGAGAAGUUUAACCGAUGUUUAAAGCCACCUAUGGAUCUAAACCAGCUGAACCAUGGUUCAAGGCUAGUCCAGGAUGUGAUACAGUACCUGGAGUCCACAGUGAAGCCCAUACUCAUUGUGGAUGAUGAUUACUUUGCCACAUUGAGGGAACUUGAAGCAACACUGAGAACAAGAAGUCUGUCUCUGGAGAUGAUGUGUGAGGGGAAGAUUCAACACAACAGCUACUAUCAAGAGUGCUUGUUCUAUUUACAUAGUUAUGGCACUAAUCUGGCAAUAAUAAGCUUUUAUAUGAGGCACGACUGUAUGAGAGAAGCACUGCUUCACUUGUUAAAUAAG